Molecule: messenger RNA, 2706 nt
Organism: Notechis scutatus (mainland tiger snake)
Lineage: Eukaryota; Metazoa; Chordata; Lepidosauria; Squamata; Elapidae
Source: RefSeq, a predicted model, not a curated record
GCUUGUGCUCCGUUCGCGUCACCGGAACCGGAACCGGGGUUCGACAUUUUUUGGGGGAGGAAAGGGGAGGAACGGAAAAGGCGGGAUAAGCCAAAGCCAAACAGUAACGAGGAGAAGCGGCGGUGCGUCUCUCGCUUAUCACCUCCAGAUUGAUGCAUGUUUUCAUCAUUGCCUUAAGCUUGCUGAGAGUUUGGAUAAAUAUGGCGCAACUCCAACAAGGAGGUCCUGAUGAGAAAGAGAAGACUACAGCAUUAAAGGACUUGUUGUCUAGAAUAGACUUGGAUGAACUGAUGAAAAAAGAUGAACCACCUCUUGAGUUUCCUGAUACUCUUGAAGGAUUUGAAUACACAUUUAAUGAAAAAGGGCAGUUAAGGCAUAUAAAAACUGGAGAGCCAUUUGUUUUUAACUACCGAGAAGAUUUACAUAGAUGGAAUCAAAAACGCUAUGAAGCUCUUGGAGAGAUCAUCACUAAAUAUGUAUAUGAAUUAUUAGAAGAAGAAUGCCAUUUGAAAAAAGUAUAUGUCCCAGUAGAUGCAGAAGAGACCGAACCUAGGAGUUUCAUCUUUAUGAGUGAGGAUGCACUGAUAAAUCCUGAUAAACUGAUGAUUUUAAUUCAAGGCAAUGGUGUUGUCAGAGCAGGACAAUGGGCAAGAAGGCUUAUUAUAAAUGAAGAUCUGGAUAGCGGCACUCAGAUUCCUUAUAUUAAAAGAGCUAUAGAGGAAGGAUAUGGAAUAAUAAUACUGAAUCCGAAUGAGAAUUAUAUUGAGGUUGAAAAGACAAAAGCUCAAGAACAGCCGUCUCCAGAUAGUUCAGAUGAACCUGCAGAAAAAAAAGAGAGAAAAGAUAAAAUUACGAAAGAUACAAAGAAGCGAAGAGACUUCUAUGAGAAGUACCGAAAUCCACAAAAAGAAAAGGAAACGAUGCAAGUCUUUAUUAGAGAAAAUGGUUCUCCUGAAGAACAUGCAAUUUAUGUAUGGGACCACUUUAUCUCCCAGUCAUUAGCUGAAAAUGUAUUUGUUGUUGCUCACAGUUAUGGUGGAUUGGCAUUUGUGGAAUUGAUGAUUCAGCGAGAAACAGAAGUAAAAAAUAAAGUUACUGCAGUGGCAUUGACAGAUUCAGUUCAUAACGUGUGGCAUCAAGAAGCUGAUAAAAUUGUUCGAGAGUGGAUGCGAGAGAAUUGCUGUAAUUGGGUAUCAAGUUCAGAACCUCUGGAUACAUCAGUAGAGUCCAUGCUACCUGAUUGCCCACGUGUUUCUGCAGGGACGGAGCGGCACGAGCUGACCUCCUGGAAGAGCUUCCCGUCGAUCUUUCGGUUCUUCCACGAGGCGAUGGAGGCGAAAACCAGCUCGGGCAAAGCGGCUCCCACGCGACGGUCGCAACGGAUCCGCUACGAGGAGCUGUAAAGGCGGGCUGGCGGGCGGAAGCGGCUCCCGCUUGUCUCUGUGCAGGCGGCGCGCUGCGUUCCCAGCCCCUCAUUAGAUUGUUUUCUUCUUAGAGCACAGGGUCGCCGCCUAUACAUCUAAGUAGUGUUUUGCAUUAUUUCUAGAUGAGUGCAACUGUCAAAGCAAUAUGGGUUCACUGCUUAUGCUUCCUGUGGGCUGCGGCUUGGAUUUCGGGCUGCCCAUCAGUGCGCAGAUUAAGGCUGACAGCAGCGCUGCACGGCGCAAUCUGGCGCAGCUCUAAUUGCCCCGGACGCAGCCCUGCCCUGAGUUGAUGGCGGGCUACUGCCGCUGCCUCUGCGGCUCUUCCCUGGUCCUAACGCCCGCCUUUUCCCGGGCCCGCUUGCUGCUUUCCCGACCGCCCCACCAUCUCUUUUUUUCCCCCUCCAGCCGCCGAUCAUCGUUUUAGAUACACAUUUUAAACAAAGAAUUUAUUUCCGUUUCAGAAUGUAGGCCUAUAGGUGCUAGAGACGUUUUAAAGUAAUUUCCCGCAACGUUAUUUGGAGGUUUUUGUUUUGAAAGGUCCCGCGUUUUAUUUUAUUAUUAUUUUUAAAUCCACAUGAGGGGAUAAACUGCAGUGCCCCCGUGCUAGUGAUCUCCAGUGAUGCUUUGCUCUGUGAUUGGAGUAUAAAUGCUUAGAGUCUCACGUAGCCACGACAUAUAUAUUUUUUCUUUUAUGAGUAACUCGUUUUCUUUUAAUGCUGAAGAAAGCCUCUGGGUGAACGGAAAAUGCAUUUAAUCGAUACCUAUUUUUUUAUAUUGAGGAGAUUCCGAGUAAGACUGCUGUAAAUCUCAAAUGCGGGACCGAACUCAAACGCACUCAGUUUUAGUGCUUGAGGAAUGCACUUUCCAAAUGUUUUAUUGUUUUGGAAUACUUUAGGGUUUUUCAGGGAAAAUUGCUGAAUCCUUUUAAAAAGUAGAAAUAGCAGCAGUAGUAUUUUAAAGUGUUUCUUCUGAUGCUUGGUUGGCAUCUUUAUUUUUUAUUCAAAUAGAUUAUCUAUUUUAUGACAGAGCAAAUAGCUAAUAACUUUUUUAAAAUGCUGGAUGGUACCAGAAUUCCACAAAUUCUAGCCUUUUCCAAAUGCAAGGCAAAGGGAGAAGCAGCAACCUUUUCAGUUUGGCAAAACAGGGUCAGCAUUAGAAAGGAGCAGUCCUCUCUUAUUGCUGAAGGAUGUCACCCAUCAGUACCCCUUCACAUGGUUGAACUCCUCAGGCAGAGAUUCAUUUUUCUUUAGUCAUCUGGCCAUCACUGUGAAAUAUUGAUGGA